Messenger RNA from Prunus dulcis (almond), 1331 nucleotides. Its product is annotated as AP2-like ethylene-responsive transcription factor PLT1. The transcript has a single exon. Gene Ontology annotation, biological process: regulation of DNA-templated transcription. Lineage: Eukaryota; Viridiplantae; Streptophyta; Magnoliopsida; Rosales; Rosaceae. Gene Ontology annotation, molecular function: DNA-binding transcription factor activity; DNA binding. Bases 163 to 1101 code for a protein of 312 amino acids. The record is from RefSeq and is a predicted model, not a curated record.
GUUAAAAACAAUCAAGCCUGCAAGGCUUCAACGGCGACGUUUUGUCACUUUGUUAUUCGUCGACUUCUCGAGCUCCCAGAUUCUUCAGCUAACCCAUCAUUAUAAAGCCACCGCCACUUCGUGCUCAGACGGUUUCAAUCAGAGACAAGCAAAAACCGAUCAAUGGGUUUGCGCGCACAAAACGACGGCGUCCGGGGCAGGAGGAAAUCAUCGACGAGAGGCCACCACAGGUUCGUGGGCGUUCGACAGAGGCCAUCGGGGAGAUGGGUCGCCGAGAUUAAGGACUCUCUGCAAAAGGUGAGGCUUUGGCUCGGGACGUUCGACACAGCGGAGGACGCCGCUCGAGCCUACGACGACGCGGCUCGAGCGCUGCGCGGUGCGAACGCCCGAACCAACUUCGAAUUGCCCCAAUCGACCAAUGAGUCCGGCCAUGCCAAUGGCGGUGCCGGCGUGGCCGAAAAUGUGGAGCCUUUUUCUUUUGAGGCUGUGUGUGGAAAUGGGGCUGAAGCCGAUGGGUUGCUUGGCGCGCUCAGGGCUAAGCUGCUCGACGGCAAAGGGUGUGUGGUUCCGCAACCACGGGGGAAUAAUGGUGGUGCCAAGAUGGAGCCGUUUCCUAUUGGUCCACGUGGCGUGGUGGGUUUUGUGAACCCGAACCCGCCUCCUUCUUCAUCCGGGUCGGCGAAGGAGGAUCCCAUUGUGUUGGAUAUUAACGGUCAUGAUCAUCGGUGGGGUCAUCAUCAAGCUCAGCCUAGUCACACAGCAUCAAACCAGAGCAUGGCUUGGAGCAAUGAGUCCCCAGCAUUAGCAUAUGACCAAGUGCCGAAUUGGUCAACAUGGUCAACGCAAACUGGUUCAUUUACAGAGCAGUGCCCUAUGGAGCUGCCAUUGCAGAUCACAAGCCUUGCUGGGGAUGGUAAAGUGACAGCGGUGAGGACACAGCAGCUGUCACAGAUUGAUGGGUCAGCAAUUUUGGGGUCAUCAGCUUCAGGUGCUUGGCCUUCAGACCAGCAGCAGUUUUUACACUGUGACAACAAUUGGGCGGCAGGUGGUGCAAAUGCUUCUUGGGACCCACUCUUCUAUGCAUCCUCUGUUCUGGGGUGAUAGAUGAGAUCAUAUCAGAUAAAAAUUAAUUUUUUUGUUUCUUUUAGGUGUUUUUAAAAAUACCUUUUUAACCUUACAAGCUAAGUCUUCUUUGCAGGCUAAUCAUUCUUUAAUGCGUGUGUGUUCCCAAUAAUAAAUUAUGUAUCCUCCUCCCCCCUCUUUCUUUGUGUGUUGCAGUAGUGAGUGACAAUUAUGUAAAUUUAUAAAUGGCUCUAGUUAAUCAGGUUUAA